Molecule: messenger RNA, 501 nt
Organism: Humulus lupulus (European hop)
Lineage: Eukaryota; Viridiplantae; Streptophyta; Magnoliopsida; Rosales; Cannabaceae
Exons: 2
Coding region: 1-501 (166 amino acids)
Source: RefSeq, a predicted model, not a curated record
AUGCAAGGUCAAAUAGAUCAUAUCCUAUUCAUCAAACACUCAGAAACUGGGAAAAUAGCAGUAUUGAUUGUGUAUGUUGAUAAUAUCAUUGCCACUGGCAACCACACUGAAGAAAUGAUUUUGAUCAAAGAAAUGUUGGCAAAAGAUUUUGAAGUCAAGAAUCUUGGCGGAUUCGGGUAUUUUCUGGGAAUGGAAUUUGCUACAAGCAAACUAGGGAAUUCAGUUUCUCAAAGAAAAUACACUCUUGAUCUCUUAAAUGAAACAGGAAUGCAUGGCAGUAAACCCAGCAGAACUUCAAUCGAGCUGGGAGACAAGAAGAAAAUGUUUGAAGGAAGUCCAAUUGACAAAGGAAGAAUUAUGAGGUAUCUAAAGCAAACACCAGGAAAAGGUCUUUUCUUCAAAAAGACAACUGAGAGGAAGAUCGAAGUACUCACAGAUGCAGAUUGGGCUGGGUCAGUUAAUGAUAGAAAGUCUACAUCUGGGUAUUGCACAAUUGUAUGA